AUGACUGUUGACAAACCCUCAAAAGAACAGCUUGCGCAAGAGGAAACAAAGAAGAAAGAUGCCGAUGAAGCUAAAGAAGCCCUUCCAUCGUACGAAGCAGUGCAGCAGGAUGAGCUAUCUAUUCCUGCGUUCCCGCCUCUCGAAUUCUACGCGCUUGAAUCAAGCAAGACCGUCGAUAGAAACCGGUGUAUCCUGCACUUAAAGCUACUUGCAGCGCUUGCCGACUUGCGAGACACCAUUUCUAGCAUCGAUGGUCUAUUUGGCAUUGGUGAUUCUCUUGCAGACAAGUUCGUUGAUGAAGCGACAAAGUACAAGGCCCUCGUGCGUAUCAGGGAGAAAAGAUGGGCAGUCUACACUGCCAGGGCGGCAGAUCGUUACGUGGACUGGUGGACGAAGAUACUGCCGUCUUCUGGAGAUCCCGUUACUGUUUCUUCCAUGAGGAGUACGAGUUAUAAUUCCAUCACUCGCCCAUUACUAUCACCGCUAAGUUGGACGACGAAGAAAUUACCACCUCUAGAUGUCCUCAUGGUUUGGCAUGCUCACAUGCUGAACCCUCGCGCGUAUCUAGAAGAUUGUAUUCGAGAGACUAGAAUGAAUAUCUGGACUGCUGACUUUCCCUGGAAACUAGUGGAUAAUGCCAUAGACGCCCAGUCUUUUGAUUAUGACCCCGGAGAAGAUGCCAGACAACAUUUUGAGAAGACUUCAGGACGACCCUGGAACAACUUAGAUGAGUCGGAGCAGAAGAAAUUCAAGUGCCUGCUGUGCUCAGCUCAACUAACCGUUCCUUGGACGACCGGAGAGUUUGGAGCUUCACCGGAUUCUGCAUUCAAGUACUGCACUGGACAUCGAGUCCUCGACUCCACAGAAGCAGACCGUAAUAUACGCAAUAUGAAUGGUGUCAAGGCACUUCUCGAAUCUCUAAUGGCCGACCCCCAGUUGGUGAUGCGCGUAAAAGUCCGUCCGAGAGUGAAAUUGAGCAGGACACAGAAGAUAAGCAUUCGACGCAUGAUGUCUCACUACUGGGAAAAUAGUUCUAUAUUUUCAUUGGACCUCGUGGGCGCGGUCAUCCGCCAAGGCACAUUCAUACAGAAAAUGGACAAUAUUGACUGGAUACAUUCGCCUGCUCUUUCUGCGACAAUGGAUCGGUUGAUACGCAAAUACCGCAUCUUCUUCGAAAUCAUGAUGGAUAACCGAGGUAAAAUGGCGGUGCCCACCUUAGAUGUCGAUCUUGCAUGGCAUACGCAUCAAAUGUCACCAUUUCGAUACUGCAAUUAUUCCAGAACCCAAUCUCUUCGAUUAGGUGCCCAGAUAUUCAUAGAUCACGAUGACAAGGUCGAUGAAGGCAAACUCUCGGAUGCAUUUCAAUGGACGAGCAAGCAGUACAUGAAAGUAACCAAUGGCGAGCUCUAUAGCGAAUGUACAUGUUGGUACUGCGAAGCCUCCCGCGAAUCUUUCCUCUACUCUUCCCUUCCUUUCCCAUCGUCAUCCACUAGGCGUUCACGCACCUUAGUCGAAAAUCUUCACGACGAUCCCCAAAUUUCUUCCAACCCUGACAAGAACCCUCACAUUUCCGCGCACAACGCCGUGCGCAUCGAGGAUGGCCAUGGCUGGGCCCAAAACAGCGCGAACCUGAAAGCAAUGCGUCUCCGGCAGAUGUGGGAAAAAGCACAUCGUCGAGCUCAAAAACGGCAGAAGAAGCAGGGAAAAGCGACGGGUUCUGAUAGCGAGGAUCGUAACAGAUCGACAAGAUCGACUGAUGCUACUGACCCAUAUUAUCCGAUGAUAUAUGGGUAUCCAUAUUUUGUCCCCUAUUAUGCCCCAUACAUGGCCGAUCCGGGCAUUAACAGUGCUAUAUACCCCUGCAAUCCGGCAUGCAUGAGUGCUGGGUUAUCUUCAUAUGGGAAUUGCGCGGCAGGGACUUGCGGCAGUGGCGUUGCAGCUGGUGCAUGUGCUGGAGCUGGAGGCGGAGCAGGUUGUGGUGGAGGAGCUUGCGGUGGUGGUGGAGGAGGAGGAGGAGGAGGGGGAUGCGGAGGCGGAGGCGGAGGCGGAGGCGGCUGUGGUGGUGGAGGUGGAGGCUGA
This is a messenger RNA of Talaromyces atroroseus, 2079 nucleotides long. RefSeq lists its product as hypothetical. Bases 1 to 2079 code for a protein of 692 amino acids. The record is from RefSeq and is a predicted model, not a curated record. Lineage: Eukaryota; Fungi; Ascomycota; Eurotiomycetes; Eurotiales; Trichocomaceae. The transcript is spliced from 4 exons.